Messenger RNA from Anopheles merus, 804 nucleotides. RefSeq lists its product as uncharacterized. The transcript is spliced from 3 exons. Lineage: Eukaryota; Metazoa; Arthropoda; Insecta; Diptera; Culicidae. Bases 1 to 804 code for a protein of 267 amino acids. The record is from RefSeq and is a predicted model, not a curated record.
AUGGAUCUGGCGCACCACUUAUCAGGAUACAACUGCGACAUGCGUAUGGCCAGUUCCACUAGUGCUGGAAGUGCUGGAUUGGCUCUAGGGCACUACCUUCCGAAGCAGAUAACAAUACGUAUUUCUGAUUAUUCUGAUUCUUCUUCUUUUUAUUCUUCUUCUUAUGCUUAUUCUUCUUCUUAUUCUUGUUCUUCUUUUUCCUAUUCGUCUUCUUCUUAUGAUUCUUGCUCUUCUUCUUCUUCUUCUUCUGCUUCUUAUUGUUGUUCUUCUACUUAUGAUUCUUUUUCUUAUUCUUCUGUUUAUUCUUGUUCUUCUUCUCCUGAUUCUUCUUCGUCUUUUUUUUCUUCACCUCCUUCCUCUUUUUCUUCUUAUUCUUCUGAUUCUUCUUCGUCGUCUUUUUCUUCUUCUUCUUCUUCUUCUUCUUCUUCUUCUUCUUCUUCUUCUUCUUCUUCUUCUGCUCCUUCUUUUCCUUCGUCUUUUUAUUCUUCUUCUUCUUUUGUUUCUUCUUGUUUUUUUGCUUCUUCAUCUUCUUAUUCUUCUUAUCAUUUGUUCUCUUCUUCUUCUGAUUCUUAUUAUUCUUAUUAUUUUGAUUCUUCUUCUUCUGGUUAUUCUUGUUCUUAUUCUUCUGAUUCUUCUGUUUCUUCAUCUUUUUUUUCUUCAUCUUCUUCUUCUUCCUUUUGCAAACCGCACCGCAACACACACGUGGCCGGCACUGGGGGUGAUGGAUGGGACGGGCAGGAACUGACCACCGGCAUUCGUCUUGUCGGCGGCGCAAUCGCUCGCUCCGGAAUUAUCGGAAGCUAA